AUGGACCCUGCACGUAUGCUGCCGAGGGACAUACUGUUCCAUCUAUUAGAAGAAAUUACAGAAAAUUUCUCCGACGAGCGGAAACUUGGGAGCGGUGCAUAUGGAAAAGUGUACCUGGGAGUGGAUAAAAAUGGGGUUAAGAUUGCUGUAAAGGUGCUUCAUGAGAGGACAGACCUUGACGAUAACAAGCGGCAGUUUGAGACGGAGUUUAAGAACCUGGAAAGUCUCCAACAUCAAAAUAUCGUACGGUUAGUUGGCUAUUGCUAUGAAACUCGGAAAACAUAUGUAAGUCACAAUGAAGAACUUGUUUUUGCUAACAAGAUACACAGGGUGCUCUGCUUUGAGUAUAUGCCUGGAAAAAGCCUAGACAAGCUUCUUGCAGAUGAACAUAAUGGACUUGGUUGGCACACAAGCUAUGCAAUAAUUAUUGGAAUCUGCAAGGGGCUGAAAUACCUUCACGAGGAGUUACAAGAUCCUAUGUUUCAUUUGGAUUUAAAACUAGCAAACAUAUUGCUGGAUGGUAAUAUGGUGCCAAAGAUCGCAGACUUCGGCUUGUCAAGGCUCACUGGAGGGGAACAUACACAAAUAACGCAGGGUGUUUUCGGAACACUUGGGUAUGUGCCUCCUGAGUACCGAGACAAGGGUGUAAUUUCUCUUGAGUUCGACAUAUUCAGCUUAGGUGUCGUAAUUAUAAAGAUAAUGGGAGGAGUGCACCGGCACUGGAGGAAUAGGCUGCAGGCAGCAUCAGGGGUUGCCUUGGAGUCAUACUGCAAACAAGUCAUAAGAUGUGUCACCAUAGCUUUAGACUGUGUGGAGGGUGAUCGACGCAAGAGGCCAACUAUUGGAACUAUCGUCAGUCAACUUAAUGAGGUAGAUGUUAUGUGUCCAUUUCCGGAUGCGUUGCGAAAUGACCCGGAGUCACUGUCGAUGAAUUCGGAAACCAGGCAAACUGACAUUACAGAAGUAGAAGGAAAUCGGGAGAGGGAAGAGCUGAGCCAGAUAGAGAAUCUCUUUGGUGAAGUAGUCGACAACUACAAGUUGGAUCAAAUGGCAAGUUACAUGGGCAAAUCCAAGACACGGGAUGACCGAGUACGAGAAGCCUGCAUCCUGGUAACGGAGGACGGCAAGGAUGCCAGGGCGUCUAGGUAUGUGGAGGGUCUCAAGACUAUGCAUGGCGAUGGCGAUGGUCAGUCCACGAUGUGCCUUGUGUAUAACGCGACCGGCAGCACCCUCCACCACGUCCUCCAGCACGACUGGUCUGGUCAUAUUGGCAGGGCUCCCUAUCCUGCCUUGACCGGCAACGGCCAGUGGGCUGCCUUUCAUCACGUUGCCCAGCCCGGCGAGCCAGAUUCGCUGGCGGCGGUCCUCUACCGAGGGAAGAACAAAGAUGGCCACGACCAUGAUUACUUGCUUGCGUGGCAUACACCGUCGAGAUGGUAUGAGUGCAACAAGGCGUAUUGCGACAUCGGUGGUGUCGACUACUUCAAAAAUCGUUGGGCUGAUAUACACAGCAAACUGAGCAAAUCCGAUUACUCUUCGGACGCCAUAUACGGUGGGUGUUAUAUUGAAGCAAAAAUUGGAGGGGGCAAUAGUCCUAAGUUUACUGCAAGAAUCACCUCCGUGGACGGACAUCGCCAGCAUUGGCAACCAGUUACGUUUGUCCAAGCUGCAGAAGUCGUUGGGGAACUGACGGAUGAUGGUAUUAUGUCACUCUAA
Messenger RNA from Triticum aestivum (bread wheat), 1716 nucleotides. RefSeq names its product cysteine-rich receptor-like protein kinase 42. The coding region runs from base 1 to 1716 and encodes 571 amino acids. Gene Ontology annotation, biological process: protein phosphorylation. NCBI's taxonomy places the organism in Eukaryota, Viridiplantae, Streptophyta, Magnoliopsida, Poales, Poaceae. Gene Ontology annotation, molecular function: ATP binding; protein kinase activity. The record is from RefSeq and is a predicted model, not a curated record. The transcript is spliced from 8 exons.